This is a messenger RNA of Racocetra fulgida, 841 nucleotides long. The record is from the annotation of a GenBank genome assembly. Lineage: Eukaryota; Fungi; Glomeromycota; Glomeromycetes; Diversisporales; Gigasporaceae.
AAUAGUUCUUAUGCUUACAAUAAGGAUAAGCAAAACGUGAUUCUUCAAGUAUGCAAGAAAAUUUUGAGUGGUAUUCAAAUGGAACAUAAUCGCGCCGAAUUACUUUAUGAUCGAAAACCAAUGACACACAAUCAAAUUUCUAAUUAUCAAGAUGUAAAAUAUUAUAUUGAUCAAGAAUUCAAAGAGCUAAUUAAAUCCAAUAAACUCUUUUAUGAAAAAUAUGACGGAACCGCAAAGAGACCAAAUAAAUUAAUAUUUCAUUGGACUCCUAAUAUAGAAGAAUUACUUGGAAAACUGUUGCAAAUAUCUUCAAAAUGGUAUGUACCAUUCACUGAAUAUUUAUACAAGAGACACAAGAAACAAAUAUGCAAAUGGUCAAUGCAUAAUGACGUUAGUGCCAAAGAACAUCAGUUAAAAUCUCAACUUCUCAAAAAUUUAUCAACAUAUCUUCCAGGAUUCAAAUAUCUUUAUAUUUUUGAAUGGAAUUAUGUUCUUAACAAACCACAUUAUGGUCAAGGUGAUUUUAUAUUUGCUUCAGAUUUUGGUAUAUUUUGUGUAGUAGAAGUUAAACAUAUGAAAACAAUUACGGGAUCUUCAGCUCGAAAAGCCAGGAAUAUGGCCAGAAAGAUUGUUGGAUUACAGGCAUUAAAAUAUAAAAUGUUGGCUUUAAAAAAAUAUGAAAACCAACAAUCAACAGUUAUUAGUGCUAUUUUUAUUAAUGGAUUGAAUUGGCAUAAGAAUAAGGAUGAUGUUCAUCUUAUAUUUGUUAAUGAGAUUGAUAAAAAAAUUGCACAGGUUAUUGGAAGAAAAUAUAAAAAAGAAUUAAAAAAAUUAAAAACAG